Miscanthus lutarioriparius is the source of this 2640-nucleotide messenger RNA. NCBI's taxonomy places the organism in Eukaryota, Viridiplantae, Streptophyta, Magnoliopsida, Poales, Poaceae. The record is from the annotation of a GenBank genome assembly.
AUGUCCAGCCGGACGCGCCCGCCUUGGCUGAAGAAGCUGAAGCGUAUCAUUGGACGGCGCCUCCGCUCGGGAAGCCUCAGCACCGAGGCCGCGCGCCAACUCUGCGACGAGGUGCUCCCAUCGAUCCGAAGGCGUUCCCCACCGCCGGCCGUUUCGGCAGCAGCGGACGUGUGGAGGGCCUACCGCCGCCCUUCCUGGGAGCUGGAGCAGUUCGUGGGAGAGUGUUACCGCUCGGGGGACCUCGGCCCCGAGGACGCACUCGAUCUGUUCGACGAAUUGCUUCCUCAAGCGAUGCCCGGUUCCAUUUACGCCCUCAACCAGCUCCUCACCACCGUCGCUCGCUCCCCGGUCUGGUCCACCGUGCGCUACGGCCCUGCGCUCGCCGUGUCCAUGUUCAACCGCAUGGCCCGAGCGGGCGCCAAGGAGAUCGGCUUCGCUGCAUUGGGCCAAAUCAUUAAGACGGGGCUGAGGGCAGAUGCCAUGACCUUCAUGCCCAUGCUUAGGACCCUCUUUGCUGAGAAGAGGACGAGUGACGCUGUGAAUGUUGUGGGUGAGGUGGGGAAAGCUUACACCCUGUUUCGCGAAAUGCUUGAUCAUGGGAUCUUGCCAAAUGUUGUGACUUGCAGCUCAAUCAUUGAUGGCCUAUGUAAGGUUCAUGCAAUGGACAAGGCCGACGAGGUCCUUCGGCAGAUGAUUAACGAACAUAUUAUGCCUAAUUGCGCUACAUAUAACAGUCUGGUCCACGGAUACCUCUCUUUGGGACAGUGGAAAGAGGCAGUCAGAAUUCUCAAACAAAUGUUCAGAUAUGGGCAACAACCAGAUGUUGUUACUUACAAUAUGAUGAUAGACUAUCUUUGUAAAUCUGGAUUGCGCGCAGAAGCUAGAGAGAUCUUUGAUUCUAUGAUUCAGAGUGGUGAAAAACCUGAUGUUGCCACCUAUACAAGUCUGCUUCAUGGGUAUGCUACCGAAGGCAAUCUUGUUGAAAUGAACAAUGUCAAAGAUCUAAUGGUACAAAAUGGAAUGCGACCUGACCGUCAUGUCUUCAACAUACAGAUGUAUGCAUAUAGUAAAUGUGGAAUGCUAGAUGAUGCAAUCCUUACAUUUAACAAAAUGCAGCAGCUCGGAUUGAUGCCAGACAUAGUCACCUACAACAUGGUUAUAGAUGGGCUUUGCAAGAUAGGCCGGCUGGACGAUGCAUUGUCCCAAUUUUCUCAGAUGAUUGAUGAUGGAUUGUCUGCCAAUAUCAUAACAUUUACAACCCUAAUUCAUGGUCUUUCUAUGUACGGCAAAUGGGAGAAGGCUGAGGAACUAUUUUAUGAGAUGAUGGAUAGAGGCAUUCCUCCUGAUGUCAAUGUGUUCAGUGCAAUGAUAGACAAGCUAUUCAAAGAAGGAAAGGUUACGGAGGCCCGAAAACUCUUUGAUUUGAUGCCCCGUGCAGGAGCAAAACCUAAUGUUGUUUCCUAUAAUACAAUGAUUCAUGGGUACUUCUUAGCUGGUGAAGUGGACGAAGUGAUGAAGCUCCUUGAUGGUAUGCUCUUGAUUGGCUUGAAACCCAAUGCUGUUACCUUUAAUACUUUACUUGAUGGCAUGGUCUCUAUGGGAUUGAAACCCGAUGUUGUUACCUUAUGUAAUGGCUCUCAGGGUAAUACCGGUUGCGCCUUUUGCAUGAACCUCUGGUAUGAGCAGCAUGAAUUGGAAGGGAAGUUAUUCGAGCUUGCUUCUCUGGAGUGGAAGCUUGAUGUACUUAAAGCAGAAGCUACCACCGUUACCCAGGGAAAGAAGUCCGGCUCAUGUGCUAAUACAAGAGCUAAUGGACAACUUGCUGGCUUAGAUGCGAAUUUUGCUAAGAGAAGUUCAGAGGACAUCCCAAAGGUAACCUGGCUGACUUUGUCAUGCAGAAAGGCAGAGGCCCACAGUUCGCAGGCUGCUCGCGGCCGCCGGGGACUCACCUUCAGGGUGCUGGUGCACCUUGACAUGGUGGAGGACCCUCCGGACAGAGACGGCCGUGCUGCUGCUCCCCGGGUCUACACGUGGGACUACGGGAUCGUGGAUGGAGAAAGGAUGCCGCGCGACCGCCACGACCCUCCACCGGCUGACACCCAUGGCGGCCACCGCGACGACGACAGCGACCAUCGUGGGCCCCGUGAACGCCAGGGGGACAAAUGGUACUCGCGGCUCACCCGCAGCCUGUCGCGGGCGCCCAAGGACCGCGAGCGGGAGCGCUCGGUUCCCCCCAUCGACGACCAUGACGUCACGACACAGCAGCGUUCGUGCCUCGCGGCUAAUCGGCGCUUCCGCACGGGCCAGAACGCCAACGCCGAGGAGGUAAACAAUGUUGGCCAAACGACGCCUGCCAAUGCUGCACUGAUCAACAUGAGGGCAGAUGGAACAAGGUGGCAAAUUACGGUGGUAUAUGGUCCGCAAGGGGAGGAGGCCAAACUUCAAUUCCUCCAAGAACUGAAAAACAUUACGCCGCCGGAGAAUGAUAGAUGGCUCAUCCUGGGAGAUUUCAACCUCAUCUACCAGGCGGAAGAUAAGAACAACGCCAAUCUCAACCGACGUCUCAUGGGGGCAUUUAGAGCGACGAUCGAUCAUUUGAGGCUCAAAGAAAUCAAGCUAAAUGGUCGUCGCUUUACCUAG